AAUAAAACUAACACCAUUGGGGUGUGCACCAUAUUUUCAUUGAAUUCCAAGGUGAAGUUUUCUCACAAAAAGUUAUAUCAAAUCAAAUAAAUUGCUGUAGAAUUUUGUGGAGUGCAGGCGGUGUCGGAUCGUGCAGAAGAUAUUUACGGAGGUCAGGGUGUUGGAGUGUGGGCAGGCUUAGCGAUGGGCAGGUCCAGGCGCGCUCAACGAUGAAAAACAACGGGGAUAUAUACCAACGGCCACGGUAGAGGCAGACAUAGCGGAAUCACCAAGCACUGUAAACAUUAGCGUUGCAUUUUAAUUCCUGCAGAUAGUGUUACUUGGGUUUUAAUUCCUACGACAGAGGGUGUGACGCGCACCCACAAAGGACAAGGCGCGGAAAAUGCACUGAGCUCUCCCCACCCCACGUCCUGUGACACCCCCUUGUAAGCAGUAGAAGAUGAGCACCACGCCCACCCCUAAGGGCACGCCUGUGCAGCAGAGCUCCAGCGAUGGGGGCCCUAGUGAUGGGGUCCUCGAGGCUCUUGUGUCUCCACAGCACUCUACACCUGGCUCCUCCGGGCCCCAACACAAGAAACGCGUCUCCAGCCUCCUGCAGAGCCCGUCGUUCCGUGAGGAGCUGGAUGUUCUGAUCCAGGAACAGAUGAAGAAGGGAGGCAGCAGCUCCAACCUCUGGGCUCUGAGGCAGCUAGCUGAUUACAUGGCCUCUCAUGGCUCACCUGCUGCCCUGUCCGCCUCCCCCUCCAGUACAGGCAUGAUGAUGGUGACGCCCAUCAACGACCUGCAUGGCUUGGAGCCCAGCGGCAUGGUGAAGGGAGAGAGGCUGAUGCGUUGUAAACUGGCCAGUGUCCACCGCCUUCUGGACCUUUACGGCUGGGCCCAGCUCAGCCACACCUGCCUCACCCUGCGUGUCAGUAAGGAACAGGAGCACUUCCUGGUUCUGCCCAAUGGCCUGGCCUAUGGUGAGGUCACUGCCUCUAGCCUGGCGAAGGUGAAUAUCCUUGGGGAGGUGGUGGAGAGGGGCAGCACCACCCUGGGGGUAGACCUGGAUUCCUUCAGCCUCCACUCAGCCAUCUAUUCUACCCGGCCAGACGUACGCUGUCUGGUGCACCUCCACACCCCCGCCACUGCCGCCGUGUCCGCCAUGAAGUGUGGCCUGCUGCCACUGUCCCACGAGGCUCUGCUGGUGGGUGAGGUGGCGUCCUAUGACUACAAUGGGCUGAUGGAGAACGAGGAGGACCGGGUGGAGCUUCAGAAGAGUCUCGGGCCCACCUGCAAGGUGCUGUUGCUUCGAAACCAUGGCAUCGUGGCCCUGGGGGAGUCAGUGGAGGAGGCUUUCUACACCAUCUACCACAUACAGGCUGCCUGUCAGAUCCAGGUGUCAGCAUUGUGCAGUGCUGGAGGAGAGCAGAACCUGAUCAUGCUGGACCGCUCCACCCACAAACCCAACGCUGCAGGCACCGUGGGCUGGGCCGGAUCCACCUUCGGCCCCCUGACCAAGAGUCGACUCGGGGAGCACGAGUUUGAGGCUCUCAUGAGGACUCUGGACAACCUGGGUUACCGUACCGGCUACGCCUACCGCUUCCCCGUGCUGCUGGAGCGCUCUCGGACACGGAGGGAGGUGGAGGUCCCUGCCACAGUCCACUCCUUCCAGUUUGAGGAGGAGGGAGUGCACCCGUUACCCCGCCAGCACCCCUACGCCCAGCGGCAGCAACUGGAGAAGACCCGCUGGCUCAACACCCCCAACUCCUACCUGAGGGUGAACCAAGACCAAGCCAGCCCCGGACACCAGCGCACCACAUGGCUAAAGACAGAGGAGAUGCAACAAGGAGCCAUCAAGAUUGAGAACUCAAAUCAGUUUGUUCCUCUUUUUACCAACCCUCAAGAGGUGCUGGAAACACGAAAUAAAAUCCGGCAGCAGAACCGUCAGGACAUGAAGACAGCAGGACCCCAGUCCCAAGUACUAGCCGGUGUCAUAACGGACGGUAGUCCACUGGUCCAGAAAAAACUGCAUGUUGCUGUAAAAAAGGGUGUGUUCUCAGUCAACAAAAGCAUCAAAGUAAAGUCUCCAGACCCGGCAGAACUUGCGACACUUGAGGCGGAGACCCCCAACCCGUUUAACCAGCUGACAGACAAGGAGCUGGAGGAGUACCGCAAGGAGGUGCAGAGGAAGGCAGGAGGUCAAACAGAUGUAGGGGAGGAGGUGGAGAACGAGAAGGAGUCUCUCCCAGCUACCCCCCCCACCAGCAACCCUACCCCCUGCAAUCCCCCACCCUCAGGGCACCCCUCUGGUACUGAGAUCUUGUCUCAAUAGUAAGUAAGUACUGAGAAACAAACUGUAAGACAUGGUUGCACUCUCAUUAACCAAGCAUGUUUUGUUGGGCACAACUGCAAUGACAUGACAUGUCUGCAGUGAAGGGUAGAGUGGGGUAAGUUGAGCCAAAAGGGUAAGUUGAGCCACCCUUUUUUCUCGGAAACCAUACCCCAAAAAUAAUUUGACCAAAUAUUUAGAAAGAGGUCAUCAUUUCAUGGAGUCUGUGAAGGAAGAAACAACAUGGAAAAAGUGGUAAGCAAGUCUAAUUCAUUUAUUGUGUCAGAAGUUCCAUGAUGCUUGCAUCUAAACCAAAGUAGAUCCUUUUAAGAUUGUUGUACAUCAGUUGGGGUCUCUACAAGCUUCAAUAUGAGGUCUUAAACAUGUGCGAGCAAAGUGCAUCCUUGUAGAUGUGUGGGCUAAUAUAUUCAAAAUGUUUCCCUUGGGUUUAGUUGAGCCAGUGGGCAUGGGGUAAGUUAAUAGCAAGUCGAGCAAAUGUAAGUGUUUUCUACCCAGGCGUAAUGCAAGGCAUUAUCGCUGGGGUAUGAGGUAACAACAGGGCCUGGCCUAUUUAAAAGUGUUUUUAAACAGCACAAAGCGUUUAUUAGGUGUUAAGCCUGUGUUAAAAUAUGCUUAAAAUGAUUUAAAGACAAACAGGGAUUGUGUUGAAUUGGGGGAAAUAAAGACGGUAAUAUUUAAAUCAGGGCAGAAGGUGGCUUAACGUACCCUGUCCUGCAGCUCAACUUACCCCAUACCCGUAUCACUUUUUUGGGGGGGGGCAAGCUGUGUUUUUACAUGAAUUCUGCUUAUUUCCAGGGAUACACAACAUCCUGAAAUAUAUGUAGGAAGGAUGUUUUUUUGCAUGCUCUACAGACGGCUAUAUCGAUGGUGGGGGUUGUAUAUUUUCUGUGUACUUCCCGCAUACUAUGGACUUACUCCACUCUCCCCUACUGUUCCAUGCAGCUAACACAAAAACAAUCUAUUUACUCUGAUAGUUUUUUUCCUUUGCUUUGUUUUACUCCAAUAAUAAAUGAGCAAGAUGAGACAAAGAAAGACUCCACAGCAGUUCAGAACGGGAAAGGAGAGGAGGAGAAGCAGACCACGGAGGAGCUGGAGAAAGGGAUGAAGGCUUUGUCUACCAAUGACACUUCUACACCCCCCUCCACCACCCCUGCUGCCCCACCCGCUAAACCGCCCAGCAACACCCCUGAGGGAUCCCCCUCCAAGUCCCCCUCGAAGAAGAAAAAGAAGUUCAAGGCCCCCUCGUUCCUAAAGAAGAGCAAGAAGAAAGAGCAGAAAGAGAAAGCUGAAACUUGAGGGGACAUGUAAAAUGAUUCUGACACGCACCCUCCACUUCUAGCCAUAUACGCGGAGGCAAACACACUAACACGCACUCAAGUCUCCUGUAUGUAUAGCUCAGUCACUCAUCACGUCUAGAAGUAAUUCUAAUUCUUCUUUUGGGGGGGGGGGGCAAUAUUGUUUCUGUACAACUCUCAAAUGAUCUUGAAACAAUCCACAAUCAUUCUAAAUGAAAUAGAAUCAACAACACCACCUGAAUUAUGCACUCCCUAUUUAUUAUAAGAAGUAACACACUUGACAUGUGUGUAUAUAAACCAAUGUUGCAUUGAAGUAUCCUCAUAGGCACCCCCCUGGCCUGGUCAUGUUUAUUCGUUUUUAAUAGUCAGACGAAGGUGACAGGUAUGUACAUACGAGCACAGGUGCAGUACAUGUAGAAUUAUGCAGGUAUAAUAACGUGCUCUUUUUUUUUUUUUUUGCAGAAGUCUUGUUCCAAUUAAACUAACUAUUCAAGUCAUAGACAGCAGGGACAAAUAAGAAAAUAAAUGCACAAAAAAAAUAAAGUCCCCAACAUUAAGCUGACAGCUAUAAAUGCCACUAAUACCAAGCAAGGAUAUGAUCUAAGUAUUGUGGAAGAAACGUGUUGCUUGAUGUUGCAAACUGAAGCCGAACUAAAAGGUACUAAACAUUCCACUCUUCCCCAAAAAUUUUCUUUGAAAUAUGUGUACAAAAUACCUCUACAACUGUAAUUAUUUUUAUGAUCAGUAGCUGUUAUCAAAAUGCUGAUGUGUGAUAUUUGUUGUUUUUGAAUGUAUUAUUUCGUAUUAGAAUGUAAAGUGAAAAGUUGCAAGGUUAAAAUGUACCAGUCAUUAAAGAUCAAAGUUGAUUUCAAUCCA
Messenger RNA from Oncorhynchus kisutch (coho salmon), 4503 nucleotides. Its product is annotated as beta-adducin-like. The transcript has 16 exons. Gene Ontology annotation, cellular component: postsynaptic density; cytoskeleton; plasma membrane. The record is from RefSeq and is a predicted model, not a curated record. Bases 440 to 2314 code for a protein of 624 amino acids. Gene Ontology annotation, biological process: barbed-end actin filament capping. NCBI's taxonomy places the organism in Eukaryota, Metazoa, Chordata, Actinopteri, Salmoniformes, Salmonidae. Gene Ontology annotation, molecular function: actin filament binding.